This is a messenger RNA of Schistosoma intercalatum, 1498 nucleotides long. The record is from the annotation of a GenBank genome assembly. NCBI's taxonomy places the organism in Eukaryota, Metazoa, Platyhelminthes, Trematoda, Strigeidida, Schistosomatidae.
GGGAUAUAUAUAUUGGUGAUAAUAUCAAGAUUCCUUCAGAUUACUUUUGAUUUCUGGCUUUGAAAUUGUUAAAUAGUUCAGUUUAUGAUAGAAAGACAACAAUUGAUUUUAUUCUUGGAAUGCAACUAUGUUAUUUAUCUCAGUUCAUGUAUCGGAAUUCGGAUCGAUUAUAGAAUUUGCAAAUAUUGUUCUCACAUCCUAAACUACCAAGGAUCUUAAAUUUGUGAUAUUGUUGAACAAUAAACUUGUACCGUGAUGGCAUUAAGCUGUCUUUCUCGCUUAAUAUGGGAGCAGAUAAUGAGCUGUUUGCCACCAGUGCACUUUUAUGAAGCCCGUUGCAUCAUUGGGGAAGAUCUUAUUGAUCAGACAUUGGAAUUAAAAUCUGAAAUUAUUUCUGUUUUAGAACUAGCCAACAAUAACGAUUCUUUUCUACCAACCUCUCUAGAUUCUUCAAAUUGCCCAACAGACGUGGAAUAUUUCACUUUCCUUUAUUUAAAUUCCAUCGAAAAAUCGAAGCACAAUAAUCCUGAUCAAACAUUUGAUGGUUUGAAAGAAGAAUCUGAACUUGAAUAUUACACUCGAAAAAUAAGAAAUGCUAUACUUGCAGAAAUCUCACAUUUGAAAACUUACUUACAAAAUAUUCAGAAUUCUCUUUUGGAAAACUUUAGUACAUUAAAUCAUGAACAGGAAAAUAUCAGUCAAACCCUUCAAGCAGAUUCAGUGUCAUCCAAACCAAAACCAGUUCACAACAAUUCAGUAACUAACCAGAAACUGUCUUGCGGUUUAGAGUUCCUCCUUAGUCAAAAUUCAAUUAAUGGGUUACUUAGCAAUUCAAAUGUUCCUUGUUCAUCAGUUUCAUUGUCAAAUCGAUCAUCAAGUGACACUUCCUCUUCUUCAUCCUUAUCCAGUAAAUCUAAGAGAAAAUCAAUUCAUGAUUCGUUGUCUCUUCAUCAGAAUUUGAAUAACUGUAGACAAAUGCAAAUGUUGUCUUUAGAAAAUAACAAAGCUAUUACGAAUAGUAAUAAUGUCCUACGGAAAUCAAUAACUACCUACAAAUUAUCCACCUUAGAGACAAAACAAUUACAAAGUGAUACAAAUCAAAAAUUUGAUGAACAAAUUCAUUUACCUGAUAUUUCAAAUUCAUUAACAUCAAAUUCAUUUAAACAAUUAAAACAAAAAUCUUAUUUAAUCAAUAAAUCUCAAUUAAUCAAUCAGAAUGUAUUAUAUAAGUCAGAUUCAACUCAAUUAUGUAAUAUAAAACAAAUAUAUUCUAAUGAUAAUCGUUAUAAUUCAGCGCAAAAAUUUCGACAAAUGAUAUUAAAAGCGCGUCAAGAUAGCGGAAAUUAUUAAAAAUCAAUUCUAUUAUUGAUUGUUAUUUGUUUUUUCCCUUUAAUUAUAUUGAUGAUAUUAAAUCGAUAAUAUUGAUUUAGUAAAUAAAUAAACUUGUAAAUAUUUUUUAAAUUUUCAAUAAAAUAUAAGAAAUAAUUGGUUGUAUUCA